Messenger RNA from Strigops habroptila (Kakapo), 5258 nucleotides. It is a transcript of the gene CNOT9, whose product is annotated as CCR4-NOT transcription complex subunit 9. Gene Ontology annotation, cellular component: CCR4-NOT core complex; P-body; CCR4-NOT complex. Gene Ontology annotation, biological process: mRNA catabolic process; negative regulation of translation. The record is from RefSeq and is a predicted model, not a curated record. The transcript has 8 exons. Bases 2844 to 3758 code for a protein of 304 amino acids. Lineage: Eukaryota; Metazoa; Chordata; Aves; Psittaciformes; Psittacidae.
CCCUUCGGCCCGGCUGGGUUCAGAAAUGGAAGCCGAGUUUGAACGAUGUGGUUAUUGCAUCUUAUUUCCCGUCUGAGGAAGCUGGUAUUUGUGUUUGCGCUUCUGCGAGUGCAUGUUCGUUGUGUGUGUAAGAACUGCAAGGGUUGAUUGCGUCUGUGGUGAAUACUGGGUUUGGGAGGUGUGUUGCAAGACCAGCAGUUAGAGCUCUUUUCAGGUUAAUUUAGCUGAAGGUUCUGCAUGGACUAACAAGCAAACAAUAUUGAGUAAAGUACUUGCGAGCAGCACUUAAGAGGACUUUUUAAGUCUUCCCUCUUUGUUUGGGUGCUUGUGACUUUAAAGCUGGGAAAUACUUCUGAUUCGAAGUGACAAUUCCCAGAGCAUGGAGAGGUGUGUGAGAACACGGUGAGCUCUCUCAGUCAGCAUUUACAUUUUUAUAGUAAUAUAGUUCCUAAGCACUUGUCAGAAUGCGUGACUGACUGUUGUAUCUCCCAUUGAUCCUCUGUGUCCUAGCCAUCUCUCUAUAAAAGGAUAUUUCUUCAUUAAGACCAUUUUAAUAACUUAUUUCAGGAAUAGAAAUCAAAUUUAAUUGGGCCUCAUUUGAAUGCAUGUUUAAUUUCUACAUAAUUCAUGCCACAUGGUAGUUCUGUAUUGAAAUGUUUCUCACUGCAGUCGGUUGGUGUGCUUAGACUAAAAGUGACAGGGAAGGGUCUUUGGCUCUGGAGAUGUGCUUAGGAGCUGUGGUGAAUUACAUUGCCUCUCAGGAGGGUCAUGAAUUGGCUCAGGACUUCCUCUGGGUGAUCUCCGUCAUGCUAAAGCUGUGUAAGCCAGAGCACUGGGGAAGCUGGUGGCAGAGCUGACACUUCGAUUUCAGACCAGAAGACAGCAUAACAUGCUAGAGGCUUGAAAACAGGCUCAAAGCGAUAAAUGCAGCUGUAACUAGCUGUUGGGUUUGAAAGUCCAAGACAAAUCUGCUAUUGAAGUUCAAAGUUCAUUUUGGUGGUUUUGAGUUGGUGACCUAUCAAAAUAAUUUAAAACCCCCAUGUAUCCAGUUAGUCAACAUUCUGCUUUGGUUGACCAGUACUUUUACAAGCGUGCCUAGCAGCAACGGCGCAAUUAGGAAAAGAGAGCCAGUUGCCUAAAUCCAGUUCAUUUUGUGGUUGUUGGAGAUGCAGUUGGGCUUGGCUGUUGGAGGUCCUGCUGGUUCUCCUGAGGAGGGUCUUUCGUGGUGCAGGGGUGGCCAGUUUGUGCUGUGUUGAGACACUGUUGGGAACUUUUGCUUUCCCCGAAUGCAAAAGAGAGUCUGCCUGGCAGGGUUCUGUCUCGGAGCUUCCAGGAUUUGUAUGUAAACCUCAGGGCUCUCCAGAAUUUUAGGUUUCAGAAGGAGAAAGGGGAACAGCAAUAAAGUAGGAAAUCAGAAAAAAUAAUGUCUUUCAAUUUAAAGUGAGAUGAGCAACUGUAGAGCCUGUGGAAGGCAGUUGGUUCUGGCUAAGACAGAUAUUGGACAUCAUAAACUUAAUUGUGUGGAAAAACUACUUAGUGUUCUCUAGGGAUCACAAGCACAUGAUUGUGCUUUUAAAGGGUUGAUGUAUUUAAGCUUACAGGAACUGGAACUUCAGUGAGUCUAGAAAAAUAGAUGGAAGCUUUAGAUAACACCAUUAUAACAACAUUAUUGCUGCACUACUUGUCACUACCAUCCCAAAUAAAAACAAAUGAGCUCUCUUCAUUCUCCCUCUCUGAGCUACAGUGUCAGUGUUGCCGUUGGAAUUGCACUCUCGGCUGUAAGUGCGAUGCAUUUGUCGGGAUUACUAAUUUAGUGUGAGGUUCUGGAAAAAAAGUACAAAUAAAAAUGAGUAGACAAGAGAAAAAAGAGAACAGGAGGAAAGAUGAAGAGCUAAAAAGGUAUUUGAGCCCUUGAGUAUAGGAAUUGGUAACAGCACGUUGGCUUAUGUAUAAAGAUUUAAGUUGAUGGGGUGGAAGUAGAUGGAGGAGAGAGAAAUCCCACAGCUGGGGAAGACUCUCCUUGGAUAUUACUAUGGAUGCAAUAUGUGGCUGAAUGGAGGAGGGAAACCUUUGCAGAAAUAGAAAAAGCUCUGGAGGUGUCUGCCAAAAGUUAAGAGCUCUUCCUUCACCCCCCCGGCAGCUCUGUGAGCCCACCUCUGCCGUAUGGCUUCAGGUUUGGAUCCAGCCGCUUUCAAUUCCUGAACUCCUUUAUAGUCAGUGCCUGGGUGAUGAGCUGCUUAAUAGCAGCGUUGCUGUCAGUGCAGUCAGGCAAUGCUCACGUCUGCUGUAGUAAGCACAAGGAGAGUUUCAGCCUGCGUUUGAGAGAAAACCAGACACAGUCUAUUUGCUGUUCCCAGACGUGGCGGCUGCACACAGCUGUGGGGAUGCUGAGCUGGCUGCGUGCAGGCAAGCUUGGGAACAGCGUACGGACGGGGCUGUGCUUUACUUGAGGAGUGAACACCACAGCAGAAUGUUUGAAUAGAUUUUGAACUGGCUUCUGAAAGUGUUCACACAGGAGGUUUUAAUGCUGAUGUUUGUCUUCCUCCAAAUUUUGUACCUCAAUCACCAAGCUGUUUACUUAGGAAGCCUGCUGAGCAUUUGUUUGCACCUUGAGUGCUUGUUGUGCCAGCAGAGCCAUGAGGCAAACUUUGUCUGAAAGCCUUGUGCCUUUUCUUCUCCACAGAAACCAAGCUACAAUUCCACAGUCCCUGUUUCUCUUCCUUUCUUUCCCAGCCCUCCCUCAUUUUUUUGGCUUGAAAGCCUGUUGGCCUUGGUGCUGUUCUUUCCCUGGUGCUCUGAGAAAGGCAGAAGAGAAAUCCUUUAUUUCACCCGAGUACUAGAAAAUGUGCCUUGACUGUGAAUACAGAUCUGCCCUUCUCUGGCCUGUGCCAACAGCGCUGGCUCAGGUUGACCGUGAGAAGAUCUACCAGUGGAUCAAUGAGCUCUCCAGCCCUGAGACACGGGAGAAUGCGCUGCUGGAGCUGAGCAAGAAGCGCGAGUCUGUGCCUGACCUUGCCCCGAUGCUGUGGCACUCCUUUGGCACCAUCGCAGCGCUCCUUCAGGAAAUUGUAAAUAUUUAUCCAUCAAUCAACCCUCCGACUCUGACAGCUCAUCAGUCCAACAGAGUCUGCAAUGCUUUAGCUCUGCUACAGUGUGUUGCAUCGCAUCCUGAAACAAGGUCAGCUUUUCUGGCAGCUCAUAUCCCUCUCUUCCUGUACCCCUUCUUGCACACAGUGAGCAAGACACGUCCGUUUGAGUACCUGCGGCUCACGAGCCUCGGAGUGAUUGGGGCCUUGGUAAAAACUGAUGAACAAGAAGUGAUAAAUUUCUUACUGACCACAGAAAUUAUCCCCCUGUGCUUGCGCAUUAUGGAAUCUGGCAGUGAACUCUCCAAAACGGUUGCUACGUUUAUUCUUCAGAAAAUCCUCCUGGAUGACACAGGGCUGGCAUAUAUCUGUCAGACUUACGAGCGGUUUUCCCAUGUUGCCAUGAUACUGGGUAAAAUGGUCCUGCAGCUCUCCAAGGAGCCGUCGGCACGGCUACUGAAACACGUUGUGCGCUGCUACCUUCGCCUUUCCGAUAACCCCAGGGCACGUGAAGCUCUCAGGCAGUGCCUUCCUGACCAACUGAAGGACACCACCUUCGCCCAGGUCCUGAAGGACGAUACCACCACCAAACGCUGGCUGGCUCAGCUCGUCAAGAACCUGCAGGAGGGUCAAGUCACUGACCCACGGGGCAUCCCGCUUCCUCCGCAAUGACUGCUGGGGGAGGUGGGGGACCGGGGAAGAAAUAGCUCAGGUUUACAAAGAACCAGGCACAGGUAGCAACAAAGCGGGCACGCCAGCCUGCUGCCAGCCUGUCGGACCAUCCCACCCAGCCAAAGGGCUGCUCUGUAGCAGCGCAGCACGCCUCCGGGGAUCACACCACCAGCAAAUGCUGAUGCUACAGCUUCAGAAACCCAGAAACAAAUCAAUCAAACCCAUCUGUAAGGAUCCCCGCCUCCCCGGGAGGCUUGGCUGGCAUCUCUCCUCCCACUGCCAGGCAGGGGGUAGUGCAGAUGUCCACUCUUCCACCUAGCUCAGCCUCCUCCCAGGCGGUGUGUGUGACACGGGGGUGUGCGCCACGUCCCUCCAGGUCUUGUCACUUCUUGUUUACAUGUCUGUUUAGAUGAGUGAGCUGAAUAAAAGCAGAUCCAGUUGUUCUAUUCCCUCUUAAGACUGCUACUCGGCUGCAGGUAGCCCAGGGACAGCUUUCUUCCUUGCCAGCACAUCCUUGUUCCUGGCUCUGCACCUGGCUGGCACAGUGAGCUUCUCUCUUCCAUUUCUUUGGCAGGGAGGCAGUGGCUGGAGCUGGGCCACCACGUUGCUUGCCCCAGGAGGAGGGGUGGAUUACUUGUGGUGAACCCACACGUCAUAAGCUUGCUGCCCAGGGCUCUAGGGGAGGAGAAGACAGCAGGACUGCGGUGCUUGUGCUGUAAAUAGUACACUCCUGCAGCUAACCAGCGGCCAGGGCUGAUGGCUGCUGGCCUCUCAUCUAGCCCAGCUCUUGCCCAGCUGGGCUGCUGUCUGGCUUGUCAAACGGAGCCCAGUGUAGGGAACCUGCCUUGUGGCCGGUCAGCUGAUGAACCCUGCCGCAGAACAGCUGGGAGCAACACCCUGCAGGCUCCAGGUAUGGCAGCUUCCGCACGAGGCGCCUGUCAGUCCUGCUCCCCUCCUUUUCCCCCUUCCUGCAGCUCCUCUCUGCCAACUGGGUGCAUCCAUUUCAGCUUUCAAACCUGCCUUGGCAUCUGCCUCGGCCCCACCGCAAUUAAACUGGACCUGCAGCCGCGUACCUGCCUUCCCUGCGCUGAGGCGGUGGUGUGGCUGCGGUUGGGCUCUCGGAAGCAGCCAAGGAGCUCCCGGGCUCUGCCGCAGCGGAGCCUGUCGUGGCUGCAGGCGAGCCUCGGCAGCUACUUGAUUUCUCCCCCCUCUGCCAGUAGCCCAUUUUGCUGAUCAUCUGCGGUGUUGUGCCAACAGUGUCUUAAAUCCCAUCUCGUUUCCCUCCCUCUCUCCUCCCCUUCCAGCCUUGCAUAACAAGGGCAGAGCAUGGCCUCUUCCUUGCCCCCGGGGUCCCGUUUUAUAAUCCUCACCUUCUUUUCCCUCCCCUCCACCCUGACCUUCACAGGGUGUGAAAAUGCUUCUGUUCGGUGGUUUUGGGGUUUUUGUUUUGUUUUGUUUCUUUUCUAAAUUCGGAUUAAUAAAUAAUAAAACCAAAAGCUA